This is a messenger RNA of Chenopodium quinoa (quinoa), 2574 nucleotides long. Its product is annotated as protein FAR1-RELATED SEQUENCE 5-like. Gene Ontology annotation, molecular function: zinc ion binding. Gene Ontology annotation, biological process: regulation of DNA-templated transcription. The transcript has 5 exons. The record is from RefSeq and is a predicted model, not a curated record. NCBI's taxonomy places the organism in Eukaryota, Viridiplantae, Streptophyta, Magnoliopsida, Caryophyllales, Amaranthaceae. The coding region runs from base 130 to 2574 and encodes 814 amino acids.
UGAGUUUUUCAACAUCGUUUUCGAUUUUAUCCUAUUUUGUUUUCCAGAUUUUUGAUUUUUAAUGGAUUUUAAUUUCUGGUUGCUUUUUUGCUACAAUUUGUGUUUUUCAAAAUAGGUUUAUGCAUAUUGAUGGAUUUAGAUGGUGUGCAACCUAAUUAUCCUUCUUCCUGUGUUACUCAUUCAGUUGGUGAUAUUUAUCGUACUCUAGAGGUUGUUGGAUCAUUUAGCCCUGGUGGUACCACUAAGGAAUGGAUUCCAAGUGUUCCCGAGGAGUUAAAACCCAGUUUGGGGAUGAUAUUUAAAGAUCCUGAAGAGGGUCUUAGUUUUUAUAAAGCAUAUGCAAAUGCCGCUGGGUUUACUUCUAGGAAAUCUACUACUAAAAGGAAGAAGAAUAACAAAGAUAUAAUUGCUUUUCAAUAUGGAGUUUGCAAUAAGGAAGGUUUUAGGGCAAUAAGAAAACCUAUUGCUCAACAAACAGUUUAUGAAGAAGGAAAAGUUCGUAUUACUAGGAAACGUUUAGUCACUCGUGUAGGAUGCAAUGCUCACAUAUGUAUGAGAUAUGAUGCUGGAAAGUAUGUUGUAACUCAUUUCAAAGAAGAACAUAAUCAUCCUUUAUAUACUCCAAGUUGUGCAAAAUUUCAGAAGGAUAAUAGAAAAAUGCAUAUUAUGCAUAAAAAGUUGAUUGUUGAUAAUUCAAAGGUAAAUGUUGGUCCUGUGAGGUCUUAUACUAUGAUGAAAGAAUUAGCUGGAUCACAUGAUAAUGUUGGUGCAUCUAAACAAGAUUUCAAAAAUUUUUAUAGAGAUUUGAAGGCUUUUAUUGAUGGAUCAGAUGCCCAAAUGUUUGUGGAUAAUUUUCAAAAUAAGAAAUUGCUCUGGAGUGCAUUUUUUUUUUCCUAUGAUGUUGAUGAAGAAGAUAGACUUUGUAGAGCUUUAUGGGCUGAUCCAAUCUGUCGAAAAAAUUAUGCACUUUUUGGUGAUAUGGUUUCUUUUGAUACCACAUUCAAAACAAACAGAUAUAAUAUGAUCUUUGGUCCAUUUACUGGAGUUGAUCAUCAUAAAAAAUGUGUUACUUUUGCGGCUACUUUUGUAGCUCAUGAGGAUAUAUCAUCUUUUGAAUGGGUUUUCAAAACUUUUCUUAAAGCAAUGGGAAAUAAUGAGCCUGUGUGUUUGAUUACCGAUCAAGACCCUGCAAUGAAAGUUGCUGUUCGUAAUGUUUUUCAAACUACAGAACAUAGGUUUUGUAUGUGGCAUAUUAUGAAAAAGGUGCCUGAAAAAGUAGGUCGGGCGAUUGCCCAAGACACUGAUUUCUUGAAAAAACUGUGUUCAUGUGUUUGGCAUUUAGAGAUUGAGCCGGCAGAAUUUGAAGAAAAGUGGAACAAAGUUAUUUCAGAAUUCCAUUUGAACGAUCAUGAAUGGUUGGCAUACAUGUACAACAUACGUGAUAUGUGGAUUCCAGCGUAUUUCAGAGAUUUAUUUUUGGGUGGCAUUAUGAGGACCACAUCUAGAUCAGAAAGUGAAAAUAAUUUUUUCACUAUGUUCACAAAUCCCCAUCUCACUUUGAUUGAGUCCUACAUGAAGUUUGAAUGUGCAUUGGAUGCUCAAAGGCACACUCAAAAUAAAAUGGAUAAUGAUUCGAAGAAUAAGCGUCCGGAGUGUAAGACUCCAAUUCCUUUAGAGAAAGAUGCUUCUGAAUUGUUUACAACAACAAUUUUCUAUGAAUUUCAAUAUGAGCUUGAAAUUGGAUGUUUUAAUUGUGGUGUUGAGGAGAUGAAGAAGGACAAUGAGCUUUACAUUUUCAAUUUGAGGGAAGGAACUAGAAGGAGGACUUUUGAUGUUGUUUUUGAUCCAACUACCUUUGAUACCAAGUGUUUUUGUAAAAAAUUUGAACGUGAUGGUGUGCCUUGUAGGCAUAUGAUUUGGGUGUGGAAGGCAAGGAUGUUAGAAAAAAUUCCCAAGGCCUACAUUCUAAAUAGAUGGUGUACAAUGGCUUAUAAGAAGCCCAUUUUUGAUUUAGAGGGUAAUGUGUUGGAGGAAUGUAUUAAUGCAGUAGAUAAGAAAAUGUUAUUAAAUGAUUUGUGGUCUGAAAUUCAUGCUUGUGUGAGUUUAGUGCAAAACAAUGAAGAUGAUCUUAGUGAUCUUGUCAAAAAACUUCGAGCCAUGAGGGUAGAUUUGGAACAGAAGAAAACAAAUGGAAGCAACAAUCUUUCGAGCAAAGUUAAAGACAUUGAAAUGCUUAUUGGAGCUAGUCUACCUUCUAAUGUUUUAAUCAAACCUCCUAAAAUUUCGAAGAACAAAGGCACGGGGGUUCAUGUUCCAAAUCAGGUCAAUGUUCCAAAUGAUGUCCAUGUUCCAAAUCAGGUUCAUGUUCCAAAUCAGGUAAAUGUUCCAAAUGAUGUCCAUGUUCCAAAUGAUGUCCAUGUUCCAAAUGAGGUUCAUGUUCCAAAUAGUGACAAAAGAAUGAAGAGUGACAGAGAAAAGUCUAUUGAACAAAGUCAAAAGAAGAAGAGAUUAUGUAGAGCAUGUGGGGAGCUUGGUUAUCAUGAUAGUCGUAAUUGCCCUGGAAAAGUCAAGUGA